CAACAGUCCCUCCCACCCAACCACCCAACCACCCAACCCACCAUGACCACCCGCUACCGUGUUGAAUAUGCCCUCAAGUCCCACCGACGGGACCAACUGAUCGAGUGGAUCAAAGGCCUGCUAGCAGUACCAUUCGUCCUGCAUUCACAGCCCACCGCCGUCUACCAGGAGCACAGCGAGAACCUGAUCGCGGUCGCCGCCGACACCCACCAACGGUAUGCGGAGAUCUUCCGCGACGUGGAGAAGCUGAUCCGCGACCACAUCACGCACCAGGCGCAGGAGGCGCCCGGCAAGUCGAAGCUCAAGCUGCUGGUGCCGACGGUGGGCUCGUUCUUCACGCCGCUGUUCCUGGAGGACGCCUUCAACUACCAGGACCGGCAGCGGUUCAUCAGCCGGCGGCGCUUCGUGGCGCCCUCCUUCAACGACGUGCGGCUGAUCCUCAACUCGGCCCAGCUGUUCGGCCUGGCCCGCACCACCGGCGUCGACCUGGUCACCUUCGACGGCGACGUGACCCUCUACGACGACGGCGCCUGCCUGACCGACGACAACCCGGUCAUCGCGCGCAUCACCCGCCUCCUCCUGGCCGGCCGCAAGGUCGGCAUCGUCACCGCCGCCGGCUACACCGAGGCCGCCAAGUACUACGAGCGGCUGCGCGGCCUGCUCGAUGCCAUGCACGCCUCCCCCAGCCUGACCGACCCCCAGCGCGCCGGCCUCGUCGUCAUGGGCGGCGAGAGCAACUUCCUCUUCCGCUACGACCACGCCUCCCCGCACCGCCUCGUCUACGUGCCCCGCUCCGAGUGGGUGCUCGAGGACAUGCGCUCCUGGCAGGAGGGCGACAUCACCGAGUUGCUGGACAUCGCCGAGUCCUCGCUCCGCGCCUGCGCCGCCAACCUCAGCCUGCCCGUCGCCGUGCUCCGCAAGGACCGCGCCGUCGGCGUCUACCCCCUCGACCGCAGCAAGAUCACCCGCGAGCAGCUCGAGGAGACCGUGCUCGUCGUGCAGAACACCGUCGAGCGGUCGUCGGUCGGCUCGCGGCUGCCGUUCUGCGCUUUCAACGGCGGCAACGACGUAUUCGUGGACAUCGGCGACAAGUCCUGGGGUGUGCGGGCGUGCCAGAAGUACUUCGGCGGCAUCGAGCCCGCGCGCACGCUGCACGUGGGCGACCAGUUCCUGUCGGCGGGCGCCAAUGAUUUCAAGGCGAGGCUGGCGUCGACUACGGCGUGGAUCGCGAGUCCGGCGGAGACGGUGCAGCUCCUCGAUGAGCUUGAAGGGCUGUCGGAGGUUCAGUGAUUACGUAGGAAUCUGUGUGUUGUUGCUUGUCGGGCAACAAAUGGCUUGGGUUAUGCUCCUGGGCUCAUGGGAGCUGCAAGGACUGCUCGUAUUGCCCGCAGCAGGAGUCUGAUUCUUUGUUGUGAUUUAUCAGCGUGACUUUGUCUGUGAGCGAUGCUUUAUAAUCAACGCCGUUGCCGAGCGG
Molecule: messenger RNA, 1474 nt
Organism: Aspergillus japonicus CBS 114.51
Lineage: Eukaryota; Fungi; Ascomycota; Eurotiomycetes; Eurotiales; Aspergillaceae
Gene: isn1
Product: IMP 5'-nucleotidase ISN1
Exons: 3
Coding region: 43-1290 (415 amino acids)
Biological process (GO): nicotinic acid riboside biosynthetic process; inosine salvage; nucleotide metabolic process
Molecular function (GO): magnesium ion binding
Source: RefSeq, a predicted model, not a curated record